GCUCCCUCUCCACGGAAUCUCGUGAAUUUUCGAUUUCCUCGAAGAACCCUAAUUUUAAAAUUUAUUUCUCUGUUUCGGAGAGAAGGCUCCCUCUCCACCAAAUAGCGGGAAUCUCCCCCUCCUUCGCCCAUCUGUACAAUCUGCAUUUCAUAAUUUUGGACGGGAAACCAAACUCAUACAUUCCAGAUCCUUUUUUUUUUGCUAGUGUUAGACGAUCGGAAAAAGUUUGGGCGGUGCUAUAGAUCUUCGAUUCGGACGACGCUGCUUAAGACAGAGGAAGGUAAAUCAGCAUUUUAUUUUUCAAUUUGUUUUUGGGGGGUUUUUCACUGUCUAUGCUUUUUCACACAGUAUCUAUGUUUUUCCCAAUAAUUGGAAUCCGAAAAAAUAGUAUCAAUUUCAUGAUAGAUGAUAACAUUUUUUUUUGUAGGAAUUUACUAAAAAAAAUGGAUUCUGGUGGUUCUGUUACUGCACAUGAGAACGAGCCGUCAAAGCGGCAAAAAUACAGCGAAGGCGAAGAAGAUAGGAUAAGUAAGCUACCUGACGAUAUCAUUAUCCAUAUUCUUUCGUUUCUUUUAUAUAAAGAGGCAAUUUGUACUAGUGUUUUAUCACGGAGAUGGGUAUACAUGUGGACAUGUGUCCCAAACAUAUAUCUUGGAGAUAAAUUUAAAAUUCAGUGCUCCUACCCGAUAAACAAAACUACUUUUAUCAACUUUGUAUGCAGGAUGCUGCUUCACCUCAAUGCUUCAAACAUCAAUUUAUUCGAUCUUGCUCUUUCAGAGAAAUAUGACCCCUUCAUUAUCAAUCAGCUGAUAUCUCUAGUUUUGAAUAAAAAAGUUAAAGAGAUUUGUCUCCUUUCCAUGGGAGAAUGCAACAUUUCAUGCUAUCCCAUUUUCAAAUGCCAGUCCCUGGAGAAAUUGGUGCUGGGUCUGGGUCAUUCUAUUAUCCAAUUUCCGUCUUUUGUUUCUCUUUCAUCCCUCACUGUCCUUAAAUUGACUGCAAUCAGAAAUCCAAUGAAAAUUACUUGUUACUCCUCCAAUCAAUCAAAAGAGUUAACACUUAAAUUCCCAUUUCUUAGAGAAUAUAUCUCAUUUGAUUGCAUUUGGUUAGAUGUAAAGCGUGUUAUUAUCGAUGCCCCUCUACUUGAAAAUGUUAAAAUAGUCCGUCAAUGGCUUAUGUCGUUCGAUGUGUCACAUGCUGAAAUUGUGAUUCGUGCUUCCUAUAUUACAAAUUAUCUUUAUAGUACCUAUAUAUCAUCAGAGACCACUUUGCUAGAUGCUGCACAUGUUGCUGAUGCUUCCAUUUAUCUAAGAGAUGAUUCAGAGGUGGAGAUGAGUGGGCAAGAAAUGAAGAUUUUUGUUCGUAAACUAUUCAAUAUUAAUAAUUUGAAAUGUUUACGACUUCAGGUAUGAUUUUUUUAUUAGAAGAAAUUGUUACGCCCAUACGAUGUGAUGAGAUUAAAGUCUCUUGUGGUCAAAACAUAUUAUAUGGUUAUGAAGUGUUGAUUCUUCAAUAGUGAAUACUUCCAAUUCUUCAUUUACUUUAUCUUGUAUAAGGUUUCUCAAUAUGUUGUUGACCUAACACCAACACAUUUUUCUUUUUGUUUUCCAGGAUCUUUCACAAAUGGAACAUUUUUUGGCUGAUAUUUCGGCAUUUGAAAAGCUGAGUAAUCUGCAUCUAACUUACUUUGUUACCAUUGAAAGUUUGCUACACUUACUUUUAAAGUCACCAUGUUUGGAGACUCUAGUUUUAGAGGGACCAAUAUAUUCUGACAACAAACCGCCAAAUUUUGCGUCCGUACCUGAAUGUUUUCUAUCUACUCUUAAAGUGGUAAGAUUUGAAAAGUUUGCAGGUGGUGAGCCAGAGUUUAAUUUUGCUAAAUUUGUUAUGGAAAAAAGUCAAAUUUUGGAGAGUAUUAGUUUCUCAUGUUAUAAGUUGCGCGGGGCAAAACUCAAAAAAGUUAAGAAGAAAAUAUUCUUAGUGAAGAGAAGUUUGAACAAGAAAAUAUUCUUAGUGAAGAGAAGUUUUAACGUAGAAUUUUCACAUCAUUCAGAUCAUUCGGACACAUGAGUUACUUAAGAGGGAUGGUGAGAUUUUCAUAACAUUUGAGUUAAAGUGUUGUUUUAUGGUGUUGUUGCAUUAUAGCUGCUACUUUCUUC
Molecule: messenger RNA, 2156 nt
Organism: Vicia villosa (hairy vetch)
Lineage: Eukaryota; Viridiplantae; Streptophyta; Magnoliopsida; Fabales; Fabaceae
Product: F-box protein At3g59000-like
Exons: 2
Coding region: 333-1409 (358 amino acids)
Molecular function (GO): protein binding
Source: RefSeq, a predicted model, not a curated record